Nothobranchius furzeri (turquoise killifish) is the source of this 1258-nucleotide messenger RNA. It is a transcript of the gene prrg4, whose product is annotated as proline rich Gla (G-carboxyglutamic acid) 4 (transmembrane). Gene Ontology annotation, molecular function: calcium ion binding. Gene Ontology annotation, cellular component: extracellular region; plasma membrane. The record is from RefSeq and is a predicted model, not a curated record. Lineage: Eukaryota; Metazoa; Chordata; Actinopteri; Cyprinodontiformes; Nothobranchiidae.
CUUGCAGGUGUAGUGAGGCGGAGCUAUCGAGCUGUAUCGACUGAUCUGUAAACACGAGUUUCGUUAAAGUUUCUGGGGCUGGUUUAGUAACCAGGUUUCGGUUUUAAACCAGAGUGUUUUGCCUUCAGCGACGAGGCUAAUUAACGGGAACUAAAGCUGGAAAUUUCCAGUUUCCCCUGGUCAACGUGGUCUGGGACAAACGUAGCCUACCUGCCGCUCCCUUUUGAUAACUACCUAACUCUUCUCUUCCUGCUGUUGAACUCUGCCCAUUAUGCGUCAGUGGGUAAUGUAGAAUGAUAUAAUUCCUGUUUAGAUGUAAAGGUGUUCAGACAGGUGGAUUGAAGGGCCUUUGGAGCACCGUGUGUUCUACACGGCUGACGCACAGGUGCGUUAUCAUGUUGUUUGGUUUGUUCGUUCUCCUUCAACUACUGAGCGGCGGACAUCUGGCCUGUACGAGGAAGUUACUCUCCGAAAAUGAAGGAUCGCAAGACCAAAAAGUUUUUGUCGAUGAUGGGAACGCAAACGAGUUCCUGGGUCGCCACCUGCUGUUCAAUCGUUUUGACUUCGAGAUGUUCACUCCUGGGAAUCUAGAGAGGGAGUGUUAUGAAGAAGUUUGUAACUAUGAAGAAGCGAGAGAGGUCUUUGAAAACAUCCCCCAGACGGAUCAGUUUUGGAAGAAAUAUACACAAGAUCACUCAAACAACCCGUCUCGAAUCGAUGUGACGGCGCUCUUGGUGGGACUGAUUUCAUCUUUAGUGGCUGUUGGUAUAGUUAGCAUCUUGAUCUGGUAUUACUGUAGCAGCAGACUCAAAGGAAACUUAAGCCGUUCAGGCUCUCGUCAGAGUCAGGCACGUCCCAGGAGGAGCAACGCCUCUCUAAUAAUGCGGAGGUUGGACGAUGUCACCAGAGAUCCAGACCCCCCACACCCUCCUGGGGAAGGAGAUCCUCUUGGUCUCCCCUCAUAUGAACAGGCCAUCUCAGGAAAUGGACCACAUGAUGCCCCACCUCCUCCCUAUCCUGGAUCAAGACCUGGGACUCUAAGUCGGUAGUAUCUUCUUACAGCUGGACUACCAAAGUGACUCGUGUUCUAAAAUUUUUAUCAUUGCAUGAAGUUAAAUGGUGACUUUCUGGUUUCUUGUAAUAUUUGGGCGUAUUUUCCCACGUGUGCAUAAAAUCUAGCCCAUGAAUUUAGAUGACUUUUAAAUAUUGUCUAUUUUGUAUGAUCUGUGGCUCAAAAUAAAUGAAAGGUGAUAAAUUA